AUGUACCUCAAGACGUGCUCAACAGGCAGCACGCCAGGCCUAUGGCCGAUGCCGUUUCAAUCCGAGGAAGAACGGAUACGUGAAGUGUUGCGAGAAUUGAAAUCAAGAAAAGAAGCUGGUGACGUCAAAGAAGAUAUCGAGAGAAUCGAGAGAAUCCUCAGAGAUCCACUCUUUAAACAACUAUCACAUCGGCCAACAUCUUCUUCUUCUCAGGAAGUUUUCAAAUCAGAUAAUCGUAGGAAUAGCGGUGCCGAGAAACGAGUCGUUGAACUCAGCAAACGGAUUGAAAGUAGUGAUAUUAGGAAGAAUCUUAAACCGAAUCAAAAACUCCUUUUCGUCUAUUUGGAUGCGAAGAAAGUGGAUCCAGUGAUUUUAGAAACAAAAGAAAAAUCAUCUCGCCUGCUGGUUGUCGGUCCAAAAGACGUCAAGAAUCGAUCAGCUGGCAAACUUCGGAUUGGAGAUUGCAUCGUUGCCAUCGAUGCGUCUGGUGAUUUCUCAUCUACACCAUCGACUGUCUCCGACACGAACGGAGCUCCGACGAAGUCUCACUUCACACAUAUCAGUCAGACGAUAGUAAAAACUCAAUUCGAAAGUGCCGUUCGUCAUUCAAUCAAUUCAAAUCAACACCUUGUCAUCGGUGUUAUUCGAGAAGCAACUCCCAUGGUGUUAUCUGGCGAUUGGACACAAGUUGAAGUAAUCCAUCUGAAUACAGAAACUGGAGGUCUUGGAUUCGGAAUUGUCGGUGGAACGAGUACUGGAGUCGUCGUCAAAACUAUAUUACCUGGCAGUCCAGCUGAUAAAGAUGGACGCCUUCAGCCCGGGGAUCACAUUUUGCAAAUAGGCAAUAUUAACACACACGGGAUGAGCAGUCAACAGGUUGCUACAAUUCUUCGACAUCAACAUCCUACUGUAGAUAUGAUUGUGGGACGACCAAUAGCAUAUGCAGACAAACCAGUCGACACUCCAGAGUGCUUCACAUUGGCCACGAAAGCGGCUCUUUGUGCCACAACGCUCGAAGAGGCUCUGCAGCGACAAAUGGCAACUUCGGCACCCUCAACAGCUGCAAAUCAGACUCCGAAUACAGUUUCACCAUCGAUAAGUUGUAUUCCGAUUGAAGAGGAAAAAGAAGAGCCAGAGCCAACAACAUCAAAAGAGCAACCCAUCAAAAUUACAACUUAUAUUCCAGAUACGAUAGAUUUGAGGAAACCAUGUGACUGUGCACCGAAUUAUAAUCGGAGAGAUAAACGGAAAAGUAGUUGCGAUGACGUGGGAGAUGGUGGUGGAGACUGUAAAAAGACGAAAGAAGACGAUGAAAUAAAAGAAAAUGGAGAAGAACAAGAAACGAAAGAAAAUGAUUGUAAAGAAGAUGAACUAGGAGAAAUGGUACGAUCACCGACAGUGGAGACGGGCCAAUCAGACGAAAACUCAAUAGUAAAUAGUGUUAGUCGUAGUAGUAAACGGAAUAGCAAUUCGAUCACUUCACGCAUUUCACUCAAAUCACUUCAGGAAAUGGCGCUCACAGUAUUUCUACGGGAGAAUUGGGAAUCUACCAAAUUCGAGUUAAUCGAUGUGGCGCUCCAUCGUGAUCCGGCUCUUGGUUUAGGAAUUACUGUAGCUGGAUAUGUCCAUAAAAAAGAAGAAAUCGGUGGCAUUUUUGUCAAGUCGUUGGUUCCACGCUCGGCUGCUUCAUCCAGUGGAGUCAUCAAAGUUCACGACCUGAUACUUGAGGUCAACGGAACAACUCUGGAACACAUGUCUCAUGCAGACAGUGUGCGAACUCUCGUGAAAUCAGGAGACCAAGUGAAACUGAAAUUAGUUCGAUUUCCACAAAACUCUCCACAAGCACAAUGUCUGAAAAUGUUACAACAACAGGAGACAGAAACUCAAGUGAUUGAUGUGAAACUAUCAAAUCCAGACUUGGUAAAAGAAUGGAAAACUCGAAUAGGAGACGAUAUUGAGAUAGUAGCUGCUGUAGUAAAACCAGAUAGACAAUCAGUUGAUGGAGGACUUGGAAUCUCUCUAGAAGGCACAGUAGACGUAUUGAAUGGUGCUCAAUUGUGUCCACAUCAUUAUAUCGAAUCGAUUCGACAAGAUGGACCAGUUGCGAAGACUGGAUUAUUACAUGCUGGUGAUGAGUUACUUCAAGUUAAUCAUUCGCCACUAUAUGGAGAAUCACAUGUCACUGUGAGGCAGGCUUUGACGAGAGCUGUUCAUUCUGGAGCUCCGGUUACGUUGAUUGUUGCACGAAGAUCCCAAAACCUUCACGUCUUCGAACCAACAGGAAACGAAAAACAACUUCCAUUAUCAUUUCCAUUUCUUGCUGCCAAUCAAGAAACAGUUGUAAAAGCAAAAUCAGAUCUCGACUUAACAUCAACACGUGCUGAAACAACUCAUCUUCUACAUCGAGUUUCCAGAAGAUUACGAUCGAAAUCACUGGAAAAUUUCCAUGGAUUGGCAGUUUGGAAUUGUGUCCCUCUGGUUAUUUAUUUAUGUAAAGACUCUAGAGGAUUAGGAUUUUCAAUUGUGGAUUAUAAGGAUCCAACACAUCAAGAUGAAAGUGUCAUCGUAGUUCAAUCCCUUGUUCCUGGAGGUGUUGCCCAGGCCGAUGGACGAAUUGUUCCUGGUGAUCGUUUGCUUUUUGUAAACAAUCAUGAUCUGUCGAAUAGCAGUCUCGAAAGAGCCGUUGCCGUCUUGAAAGCUGCUCGAAUGGGUCCUGUCCGUCUAGGUAUCGCAAAACCAAUUCCAGUUGAUCAGUCACAAUUCACUUCACACUCGCCACUUUGCUCCAGAAGCGAACGAUUGCUGGCGCGAGGAAGAAGCCCUCGCGGACGGAGGAGAUAUAUAUCCGGAACAACAUCAAGUCAAGAAACUGUUUGGAUUGGAACAGCUGAACAAUAUCGAAAACUUCAUCCACAAGGCUAUUAUCCAUCAAGAAGUCCGUCGGCAGCACGAAGUGAACGAAGUAUCGACGGCUCGGAAUUCUCAAUGACAUCUUGGUCUCCGUGUUCAACAAGAUCAGUCUCUCCAUGUGGAUCACCAAUUUCUUUGAGAGGAUCAUGGGCGUACGAUGUCGUCUUUCUACCAACUCAUCUUGAAAGAACAGUGAAACUUCAAAAAGGAGCACUACCACUAGGAAUCGUUUUAGAUGGUGAUAAAGAUAAGGGUGUCAACGGGUGUGUUGUGAAAAGUAUAUGUGGAAAGAAAGCGGUCGCAUUGGAUGGAAGAAUUCAGGUCGGAGACUUCAUAACGAAGAUCAAUACAGAAUCAUUGAGAAAUGUGACAAAUUCACAAGCACGGGCAAUUCUGAAGCGGACCAAUCUAGUGGGAACCUUUUGCAAUGUCACAUACAUCACAUCAGCGGAUGCGAAAACUUGGAAAGAGAGGUUUCAACGGCCUUCUGAGUCGUCCUCUCCGAUUAUUAAUCGACUUUCGCCAAAAGUUUUUCCCAAAUUCUAUCGGAGUCCGUUUAUGCAGAGACAAGAGAGUCAAUCGAAGACUGAAAUGACUGAUGAUGAGACUGAAGCUCCAUCGAUUAUGACUGAUUCAAUGUCAGAGAUUGGACAACUGAAAAAUAUUGAUCUGGCGGAAAGCAGUGGCUCGAAGAGCAUAGACGCCGAAAAAGAAGUUCGAAAUCGUAUGAGUCGUUUAAUUGAUGGAGUGGAAGUUGAUGAUUUUGUCAACUUGAUCAUAAAAGAGGCCAUUGCCGAUGCGACCAUCGAACUGAGUGUGUUGCACAAAACAAAGGAUUGGAGCAGCACAAGGAACCACAAGAGAGAAGAACGAUCAGAAUCUCCACCUUUCCCACUUCCACCGCCAGAAGUUCUCUCUUCUCCGCCGAAAAGUCCGAUUGCAACAGUACAGCCGAUUCCUCGAGAACCUGAAUCUAUUCUCACUCGAUCAACGAAUUCAGCAGAGUAUCACACCGGACAACGAACAUCUCAACUUCAUAUUCUAUCAACUGAAGAAGAGGUUCGACAGGCAACAGAACAGAAUACGUCAUCUCCAUCUUCUCCUGAAAACAAAUCCCAAGUGCCGCCAUCGAUUUCUCCAAGUGGCAUCAAAUUAGCAGGUGAAGAAGAAGCAGAAGAAGAAAAAAAAGUUGUAACAACAGAAAAUCCAUCUGAGAAGAAAGAAGAAAAAGUAGAAGCGGAGGUGGUGAAAGAAGACGUAGAAGAUGUGGCAGGACCAACGACGUCGACUCCAACAGAAGCAAUAGGAAAAGACAACGAAUCUACAACAACUUCAAUUAGUCAGCAGUCGGUUGCUCUACAGACAACACAGGCACUCAACAACGCAAGUGAACCGAAUAGUAGUAUGUCUCGUGUCACCUCAAGAACACCUUCUACUGGUUCGGAGAGUCUUCAGAAUCAGGCACGGCAAUUGGUACGAUCCAAAUAUUGGGGAGAAGCGAGGACUGUCGUAUUGAAUCGAGAGCCGAACAAGUCUUUUGGAAUUUCGAUUGUUGGCGGCCGGGUGGAAGUAUCACAGAAAGGAGGAUUACCUGGAACUGGAAAUACUGUCUGUGGAAUUUUUAUCAAGAGUGUUCUGGCUAACAGUCCAGCUGGAAGAAGUGGACAGAUGAAUAUGGGAGAUCGGGUUAUUAGUGUCAACGAUGUGGAUCUGAGAGAUGCGACUCACGAACAAGCUGUGAGUGCCAUCAAAAACGCUUCAAAUCCAGUUCGAUUCGUUCUUCAAUCUCUUCAUACUAAUCAACAAAAUAUGAUUAACUCCGCAUCGAAUUCAACUGUUGGAUCUGUUCGUUUCGAGAAUGCGAAACCAGAAGAGGUCAUCGAACAGCCAUCAACUUCUUUGGUAACUCCACUGAAACCAAUGGUGUCUGGACCACCUUCAAGACAAGUCACCAGUUUUCCACCUCCUUCAAUUUCAACAUCCACAACUACUUCGAUUGAAUCAGAAAGUAAAGAAGAAGAAUGCUCAUCUCCAGAAAUUCAAAGAGAGAAUACUGUGAAGAGGAAGAGUACAGAUCAAGCUGCUGUAGAGAAGGUUGAAGAUAAAAUAGAAGUUGAAGAAAAGAAAGAAGAAAAGAAGGAAGAAGAAGGACCAAUAAAAGAAAAAACACCUCCACCUCGAAAGAUCUCAACAAAAGAGAAAAGUGUAGAAAGAGAACGACAAAUGUCAGUGGAAAGCAAGAAAAGUGUGAAAAGUGUCAAGAAGAAGGAUUCCAUCAAAAAAUCGCCUUCGAACGAGACUGCUCCACUGAUCGUAUCAGAUGUUAGUAGUUCUGAAACCCACGAUGAUGAACCACAGACAAUGUCUCCGUCGACAUCUUUCGAUACGAUGGGAAAACUUGCGGAAACGAUGAAAUCGAUGGGAAUCGAUGAGGAUUCUGCUGCAUUUCAAAUCAAAAGUGAAGGAGAAGAACUAUCGAAAUUCUUCUACACUUCUGGAAAAAUCGAAAGAAAAUACGAUUCUGAAGGAGGUGAACUUGUACUUGUGGCUUGUGAAAGACCUGAUGGAGGUCUCGGAAUCUCGCUAGCUGGAAAUAAAGACCGAGAAAAGCAAAACGUCUUCGUGGUCAAUGUCCGCCCAUCUUGCCCAUUAGCCAUCCGUCCCGGUGACGAACUUCUGGAAAUCAACGGACGUCUUCUCAACAAAAUUUCGCACGUUGCAGCAUCUGCAGUGGUCAGAGAAUGCUGUGAUCAACAUCAAAACAUUGAAAUAGUGUUGAGAAGAAGAAAUGGUGCAUUGAAUGAAUGCGCGGUACGAAGUGACACCGUCACAAGCAGUCAAUCUCUUCCAUCACCUCCGGUCUCACCAACUGCAACUGUGGCUUCCGAAUCGUCGAAGUCAACAACACAAAUGCCACCUACAGAAGGCAUUGAGAAUGCGGCUCCAAAUCAAGAAGAAUUAAGCCGGAAGAAGUCAUUUUCAAUAGAACGGACACAAGCAAUUGAAAAUGGCAGAGAAACAAUGAUUGAAAUAGAUAAAGAUGGCAAAGGACUGGGUCUUUCAAUUGUUGGUGGAGCAGAUACAGUACUUGGUACAGUAGUUAUUCAUGAAGUGUAUUCUGAUGGAGCAGCUGCACAUGAUGGACGACUGAAACCUGGAGAUCAAGUACUUGAAGUGAAUGGAACAUCAUUACGAGGUGUCACACAUGAUCAGUCAAUUGCAUAUUUAAGAAGAACGCCUCCGAAAGUUCGAUUAUUAAUAUAUCGAGAUGUGAAUCUACAGUUAUCGUUACUUGAUCCAACACAAAUUUAUAAUAUAUUUGAAAUCGAUUUGGUGAAAAAAACUGGAAGAGGACUUGGUAUAUCAAUAGUUGGAAGAAAAAAUGAACCGGGUGUUUAUGUGAGUGAAAUAGUGAAAGGAGGACUGGCAGAAUCAGAUGGAAGACUGAUGACUGGAGAUCAAAUAUUGGAAGUAAAUGGAAAAGAUGUUAGAGGUUGUAUGCAAGAAGAUGUUGCUGCAAUGCUCAAGACAAUCACUGGAAAAGUUCAUUUGAAGCUCGGCCGAUGGAAGAUCACAGAAACAGCGAAUCGAGUGCACGCAGCAACUCAAGCGUUGGCAAAAUCGGCGACGACUCCAAGGGUUGGUAGAAAGACAAAUGAGAAUAAUAUUGACCCCGCUAGACCAGUGGCUCUCCCGACAAACACCCCGUCUCCACUUGCCACAACACCAAGUACGUCUUCUGCAACGCCAGCGACAGCUACGUCAUCAACUACAGUACCCGAACCGAAUGUGACAGUUGAUACGACGCCAACACCGACUUCUGCAAGGGAGGAGAGGAAAGAUGUGCCACCUCCAGCUCCUCCAAUGAGACCUAUUAUCACUCAUACGUCGCCAGAAGGCUGUGAAAUUCAACAAGAACCGGCUGGAUUGUCUCCAGUUACAGAAGAGCCGUCUUCUGGAAAUGAUUUUAUGAGUGUCCAAGAGGAGGAACGAGAAAGGCCUUCUCCUGUGGCUUCCAGCAGUAAUAACAAUAAUUCUCUUGCAAUUGAUAUCAUCCAUGACCUGAAAGAAGAAGGAAGUGACACGUUGCUUGUUGAACUCAAAAAGAUCAUCGAUCAACAACUGGGAAUGGGAAUCGGAAAAAGAACACGUGGAAUUCUCGUCACUUCCUUACAACCGGGAUCUGCUGCAGCAGAGAAAUUGAAAGUUGGGGAUCGAAUUUUGGCGGUGAAUGCGUUACCAGUGACCGAUCAGCUAUCCGCGGUCACAUUUGUAAAAGCUUCCGGUGAACGACUCUACCUUCAAAUCGCUCGUCCCCACAGCAUUCCUCAACAAUAA
Messenger RNA from Caenorhabditis remanei, 7248 nucleotides. RefSeq lists its product as uncharacterized. The record is from RefSeq and is a predicted model, not a curated record. Lineage: Eukaryota; Metazoa; Nematoda; Chromadorea; Rhabditida; Rhabditidae. Bases 1 to 7248 code for a protein of 2415 amino acids. The transcript is spliced from 43 exons. Gene Ontology annotation, molecular function: protein binding.